AUGUGCCUCACUCCCUCUCAUCGCCUUCGCGCACUCCCCUCCCGUCGCCUUCGCGCACUCUCUCCCGUCGCCUUCGCGCACUCCCCUCCCGUCGCCUUCGCGGACUCCCCUCCCGUCGCCAUCGCGCACUCGUCUCCCGUCGCCUUCGCGCACUUCCCUCCCGUCGCCUUCGCGCACUCCCCUCCCGUCGCCUUCGUGCACUUCCCUCCCGCCGCCUUCGCGCACACCCGUCCCGUCGCCUUCGCGCACACCCGUCCCGUCGCCUUCGCGCACUCCCCUCCCGUCGCCUUCGCGCACUCCCCUCCCGUCGCCUUCGCGCACUCCCCUCCAAAGAGGAUGAUCACUCCCUCCCGUCGCCCACGCUUCCUUCCUGACGCACGAUCACGCUCCCUCCCCUCCCGUCGCCUUCGCGCGACGCCUCUUUCGCCCCUCCUCACUCUCUUCCGUCGCCCACACUCCCUCCCCUCUAACGAGAAUGGGGACUCCCCGCUCCUUGCAACUCCCCUUCCUCCUGCUACGCCACACCCCACACUCUCGUCUCCCCAUCCCUCAUCUCCCCUUCCCUCGUCUCCCCAUCCCUCGUCUCCCCACCCCUCAUCUCCCCAUCCCUCAUCUCCCCUUCCCUCAUCUCUCCAUCCCUCGUCUCCCCAUGCCUCACCUCCCCAUCGCUCAUCUCCCCAUCCCUCAUCUCCGCAUCCCUCAUCUCCCCAUCCUGCAUAUCCCCAUCCCUCAUCUCCCCUUCCCUCACCUCCCCGUCCCUCAUCUCCCCAUCCCGCAUCUCCCCAUCCCGCAUCUCCCCAUCCCUCAUCUCCCCAUCCCUCAUCUCCCCAUCCAUCAUCUCCCCAUCCCUCACCUCCCCAUCUCUCACCUCCCCAUCCCUCAUCUCCCCAUGCCUCACCUCUCCAUCGCUCAUCCAUCCAUCCCUCAUCUCCCCAUGCCUCACCCCAUCUCCGCCGCACCCCGUGGCAUCGUCACACGUCGCCAUUUCCCACCUCUUCCUACUUCCCAUCCCCCUCUUCCGCCCUUCCUACCCCCUUCUCUCAAUCCCUUCCUCUCGCCCUGCCAUCCUACUUCCCAUCCCCCUUUCCUCGUUUCCCCAGACCUCCUUUCCCCAUCCCGUCAUUCCCUCUCCCUCCGUUCCCCAUCCUUCCAUUCCCUCUCCCUCCGUUCCCCAUCCUUCCAUUCCCCAUGCCUACUUUCACCAUUUCACCAUACCCCAUUCACCAUACUCCUAACCCCAUCUCCUCCUCACCCCAUCUCCUCCUAUACACAUCCGCUUCUUUCCCCUUCCCUCGUCACCGCGUCCCCUCCUCUCCCCAUCCCCUCCUCUCACCAUCCCCUCUUCUCCCCACCCCCUCCCGUCCUCUCCCCAUCCGCCCAUCCCACCUCACCACUUCCCUCCUCUUCCCAUCCAUCCUCUCCUCAUCCCUCCCCAUCCGUCCUUUCCCCAUCCGAUCCUCUCACCCUCCCCUCCAGGUGUUUCCCACACCGCCCUCGGCCCAGCGGCACCUCUUCAUCCCCUGUGCUUUUCUGCACCAGGGAGCUGCUUGGGGCGCUGUGGGCGGAUGGCGUUGUCAUUCUUUUGUAUGCUUACCGGCUGGAAUGUUGGUUGUUUGA
Molecule: messenger RNA, 1617 nt
Organism: Closterium sp. Naga37s-1
Lineage: Eukaryota; Viridiplantae; Streptophyta; Zygnematophyceae; Desmidiales; Closteriaceae
Source: the annotation of a GenBank genome assembly